Gongylonema pulchrum is the source of this 234-nucleotide messenger RNA. The record is from the annotation of a GenBank genome assembly. NCBI's taxonomy places the organism in Eukaryota, Metazoa, Nematoda, Chromadorea, Rhabditida, Gongylonematidae.
AUGGAGAUGAUGUGCCUCAACAUUCACGUGCAUACUGAUUUGGAGCUGUUCACGGACAAAUCAAACAAACCAUUCGUCUUUUCUGGACUUUGCGUUCGCGUUUCCACAUUGUUGGGCAUUUUAUCGAAAUUGGGUAGUCUUCGUUUGUCAGCUGCUGUAUUAGUCACCGAUUCAAUUGGUUGUACUGGAUUUGCUGUAAAAGCAUUGAAUUGCUCGGUAAUUCUCAGUUCAUAG